CUUGCUUCCCUCAACACCAGGCAGGCAGGCAGCGGCUCCUGAUUCAUUCAGACCAAACACACAGGAGAGACGACGGACGCUCUUUAGAACCGGGCUAAACAACCGACUGGGCGUCCAAACUCAGGACAGCAGCCGUCCCACCAAGAGGCAGAACAAGUGAACUCGCCAUGGCGGACGUUAGUGAGGUUUUGAUGUCAGUUUUGUCCACAAUUCGCGUCCCAAAGCCCGGGGACCGUGUCCACAAAGACGAAUGCGCCCUGUCAUUUUCCUCACCGGAGACUGAAGGAGGCCUGUACGUGUGCAUGAACAGCUUUCUGGGUUUUGGCAGUCAGUACGUGGAUAGACACCAUGCCCGGACUGGUCAGAGGGCUUACUUGCACAUUACCAGGACUCGUAAGACUAAGAAGGAGGAUGAAAAUAACUCUGGCUCUGGACAUCCACCUAAGAAAAAGCCCACUAGACUGGCCAUAGGGAUUGAAGGAGGUUUUGAUGUGGAGCAGGAGCUAUAUGAAGAGGAUGUAAAGGUGGUCAUUUUACCAGACAAACAGGAAGUGACCUCAGAGGACCUUGCCACAAUGCCUGAUGUUGUCAGAGAGCGGGUGUCUCUGUCUAUGACGGGCAUCAUGGCAGCCGACUCAGUGUCUCAUACCUUACAAGUUCAACAGUGGGACGGAGAGGUGAGGCAGGAGUCAAAGCAUGCUGCUGACCUUAAACAGCUUGACAAUGGAGUCAAGAUCCCCCCAAGUGGCUGGCGGUGUGAGGUGUGCGACCUGCAGGAGAAUAUCUGGAUGAACCUCACAGAUGGUAAAGUGCUGUGUGGCCGCAGGUACUUUGAUGGCUCUGGGGGCAACAACCACGCCCUUCUCCAUUUCCAGGAGACCGGGUACCCGCUCGCUGUCAAACUGGGAACAAUCACUCCUGAUGGUGCUGAUGUGUAUUCAUAUGAUGAAGAUGACAUGGUGCUGGAUUCCAAGCUACCAGAGCACCUAGCCCACUUUGGCAUCGACAUGAUGACCAUGGAGAAGACUGAGCGGACAAUGACGGAGUUGGAAAUCGCUGUGAACCAGCGGGUGGGGGAGUGGGAAGUGAUCCAGGAGUCUGGGACCACCCUGAAGCCCCUGUUUGGACCCGGUCUGACUGGUAUGAAGAACCUGGGAAACAGCUGCUACCUCAAUUCUGUCAUGCAAGUGCUCUUCACCGUCCCAGACUUCGAGAGCACGUACGUUUCUAACAUUGACAAGAUCAUCAACGAAGCACCGAGUGACCCAACCCAGGAUUUCAAAACUCAAGUAGCCAAGCUCGGUUACGGCCUGCUGUCAGGAGAGUACUCCAAGCCUGCUCCAGAUCCUGGAGAUGAAAAUGGGGCCUCUGAACCCAGGGGCGACCAGAUUGGGAUCGCACCGCGAAUGUUUAAAGCACUUGUUGGCCGGGGCCACCCAGAGUUUUCUACCAAUCGACAGCAGGAUGCUCAGGAGUUUUUAUUGCACUUCAUUAACAUGGUGGAGAGGAACUGUCGCUCCGGGCCCAACCCAUCUGAAGCCUUCAGGUUUCUGGUGGAGGAGAAGAUAGUUUGUCAGCAGUCACAAAAAGCCAAGUACACACAGCGGGUGGAUUAUAUCGUACAGCUGCCGGUGCCCAUGGACCAGGCGACAAACACAGACGAGCUUCAGGAGGCGGAGCGCCGCCGUGAGGAGGGGGAUUCAUCAGCACAGACGGUGCGAGCACAAAUCCCAUUCUCCGCCUGCAUGGCAGCUCUCAGCGAACCCGAGAUGCUCACAGACUUCUGGAGCUCGGCCGUGCAAGCCAAGACCUCUGCUACCAAAACAACCCGCUUUGCCUCUUUCCCUGACCACCUGGUUAUCCAGAUUAAGAAGUUCACCUUCGGCCUUGACUGGGUGCCUAAGAAACUGGAUGUCAGCAUCGACGUUCCCGACACCCUGGAUCUGAGCGCGCUGCGUGCCACCGGCCAGCAGCCGGGGGAGGAGCUCCUGCCAGAGGUGGCCCCACCCCCACUCAUGACCCCAGAUGUGGAGGUCAAAGGUAUCCUGGGUUCGCAUGGCAACGAGGACGACGACUCUCUCUACUCCCCACUGCUGUCUCCGGUCCUCGAUGACUCCACUGUGUCCCAGUUGUGUGAAAUGGGUUUUCCAGUGGAGGCCUGCAGGAAAGCGGUCUACUACACUGGCAACACUGGAAUCGAUGCCGCCAUGAACUGGAUCAUGAGCCACAUGGACGACCCUGACUUUUCGGCACCCCUUGUAUUGCCAGGCAGCAGUUCUGGACCCGGGACCACUCCGACAGAGAGCCUCUCUGAGGAACAUCUGGCAACGAUCGUCUCCAUGGGCUUCAGUCGAGAUCAGGCAACCAAAGCGCUCCGAGCGACGAGUAAUGUCCUGGACCGCGCAGUAGACUGGAUCUUCUCUCACCUGGACGACCUGGAAUCCAUGGACGUGUCUGAAGGUGGGCGCUCAGCGGCAGAGAGCGAGGGCGGGAGGGACCCCCCACCUGGACCUCGCGUCAGGGACGGACCAGGAAAGUACGAGUUGUUUGCUUUCAUCAGUCACAUGGGGACGAGCACCAUGUGUGGCCACUAUGUCUGUCACAUCAAGAAGGACCAACAAUGGGUCAUCUUCAAUGAUCAGAAGGUCUGUGCUUCAGAGAAACCUCCCAAAGACCUGGGCUACCUGUACUUUCUACCGUAGAGUGGCCGACUGAGGCGGAGCAGCGUUUCACUUCAGGAGGAGAAGAAGACGAAGACGACUGCGCCAUCAAACCACAAACAACAGCAAGCUCUUACAAAUGCUCUGGCACGCUUCACAACUGACAAACAUGUAAAUAAGGAAGUCUUUCAGAUUGCUUAUAAACAGUUAAAUAAAUUGGUGCAAAUGUACAGAUAAGUGUUGUUGGGGGGUUGUAUGUGUGUGUUGCUGUUCCUCUGUAUCCACUGAUAAAUAACCACAGGCCUGUGUGAGCAUCCACUCAGGUUGUCACCAGAGCAACUUUGACUUAAAGCCAGAACUAAUCCAGACCUGAUAAAAGCACGAGAUCCGGGGUCUGCUCUGAAAAAAAAAA
Molecule: messenger RNA, 3072 nt
Organism: Fundulus heteroclitus (mummichog)
Lineage: Eukaryota; Metazoa; Chordata; Actinopteri; Cyprinodontiformes; Fundulidae
Gene: usp5
Product: ubiquitin specific peptidase 5 (isopeptidase T)
Exons: 20
Coding region: 168-2702 (844 amino acids)
Biological process (GO): protein deubiquitination
Molecular function (GO): zinc ion binding; cysteine-type deubiquitinase activity; protein binding
Source: RefSeq, a predicted model, not a curated record